UGCUGAAACUUACUCCAAAACCCCGAGAGCGCAGCGCCACCGAGUUGGUCACUCGGGUCCAGGUCUGUGGGUGAGGUCCAAGUCCAAGUCCCGGUCAAGAACAUGGCUUUUAUGGUCAAAAGUAUGGUCGGGGGGCAACUGAAGAAUCUGACUGGGGGUCUUGGAGGCGAAGAGAAGGGAGAAGGGGAAAAAUCCGAAGCCGCAGCCCAAGGGAUGACCAGAGAGGAAUUCGAGGAAUAUCAGCGGCAGUUGGUGGAGGAAAAAAUGGAACGCGAUGCUACCUUUGCUCAAAAAAAGGCAGAGAGAGCAACACUGAGGACUCAUCUCAGGGACAAAUAUCGACUCCCAAAGAGCGAGAUGGAUGAGAACCAGAUCCAGUUGGCUGGUGGUGAUGUGGAACUGCCCAAAGAGUUAGCUAAAAUGAUAGAGGAAGACAAUGAGGAAGAGGCGGAGAAGGACUCUUUGAUCGGACAGCUGGCCAACAUCCAGAACCUUGACCUUGACACUUUGAAGGACAAAGCCCAGUCAACUCUGGAAGACUUGAAGCAAACUGCAGAGAAGUGUUGUAUCAUGUGAACUGGUAGGACUGAGUUUCACAAGGUUUAGUGCAUCACAAUGUACCAAUGGCGAAGAGCGAACCCAGCAGUGCACUGAUAAACAAAGCUAUGA
Messenger RNA from Callorhinchus milii (elephant shark), 669 nucleotides. RefSeq names its product complexin-3. Gene Ontology annotation, molecular function: syntaxin binding. The coding region runs from base 103 to 576 and encodes 157 amino acids. NCBI's taxonomy places the organism in Eukaryota, Metazoa, Chordata, Chondrichthyes, Chimaeriformes, Callorhinchidae. Gene Ontology annotation, cellular component: terminal bouton; SNARE complex. The record is from RefSeq and is a predicted model, not a curated record. Gene Ontology annotation, biological process: synaptic vesicle exocytosis; neurotransmitter transport; regulation of neurotransmitter secretion. The transcript is spliced from 3 exons.